AUGUCCAACUGUCCUCCCAACAGCUGUGAUACCAUGAGGAAGGGAACGAAGCAAGAUGUCCUUGCGAACGCGAUCGCUGUGCUGCGGGAGACCAUCCGCAAAACCGACCCCAAUGAUAGCGACACGCGCAUACAGGCUGAAAUUUCCCUGAUGAAAGGCCUCCUAGUCCGUUUCGCUUGCCAUCAACGGGUGCCCGACCUGGACGAAGCCAUGAUGCUCUUCUUGCGCAUCGAAAAGGAAAUCUCAUUCGUCCACGAGCUAUGGAUGGUAAGCUCUGAAGAGGAGCAAUGCCCUGACAUGGUCAGGUUUGCUCUCAGCCUUGUUGACGAAUAUCGACAAUCAAUCGACAAGCCCAACCUCGACACCGCGAUCGCUGUUGCCAAUGAAGCUCUUGCUUCAUAUCAUGGCGUGACCAACAAUCGAGUGCGGCUGUCGCUCCGUGUUGGAAACGCAUUAGUGUUACGGUACCUGUCCUGCGGCGACGAGGAUGACUUGUCAUCGGCUAGGGCUUCUUUGGGGGAUGCUAAACAGGCCUUGAGGGCAGGUGAUGCCGAACUCCAUGUUGCCCGUGCUGACCUGCGACAUCUCGGGUUGGUCACGUUCAUGGAAUGUGGACUAUUGGAAGGGUUGGAUGGGCUCCGGGAAGCGGUUAGGUGUCACGGGAAAGCACUGGCUGAAGAUCGGGAAGCACGAGAGGCGUGCAGGCGGGGAACGGAGCUCAUGGAAGGCGACAUAACCGCGAUCGAAGAAUCCAUUUCGCAAUUCAGCCUCUCGCUUUCCCUCCGACCUCCUCAUCAUCCAAGGCGAGGCGACACACUUGCGCAUUAUGCCAUUGCAUUGUACAAACGAUUCUGUUGCACCGGUCGGCUUAAAGAUUUGGAUCAGUGCAUUGCCACGCACGAGGAAGCACUUGCUUUCUUUCCUCUCGACGAUCCCCACCGCCCCUACUAUCUCGUUAAUCGGGCGACGGCCCUUUCCAUGCGCUUCGAACACAAAGGAAACUUCAAGGACCUGGACCAGAGCAUUGCCUUGAACAAGGAAGUUCUCAAUCACCUUGCGCACGGGCAUCCCAGCCGCUGCGACUUGCUCACCAACUUGGCUGGCACCCUUUGCAAUCGCUUCGAGGAAAAGGGCGACUCUCAGGACCUGGAAGAAUGCAUCGCCCUCGGCGAGGAAGCACUGGCUCUCUUCCCUCCCGACGAUCCACUGCGCGCCUGCUCGCUCAACAACUUGGCACGGGCCCUUACCAGUCGCUUCCAUACCAAAGGCGACCUCAAGGAUCUGGAGGUGUGCAUUGCCCUGCACAACGAAGCGCUUUCCCUCCGUCCUCCCGGCCAUCCUAAUCGCAUUAGCUCGCUCCACAACCUGGCCAACGCCCUCUUUGCUCGCUUCAACGGGGCAGGGGACUUCCGAGACCUUGAACAGUGCAUUGCCUUGUACCGGGAAGCUCUCUCCCUUUUACCUCCAGGACAUCCGGGUCGCUCCACUUCUCUCAACAACCUGGCCUACGCCCUCGGCAUCCGCUACCAGAAGACACGCAACCUCUCAGACCUCCUACAGUGCAUUCUGCAUCAACGGGAACAAUUUGACAUCUCUUUCCCCCUCCCCGAAGGCCAACAGGGUUACAACCGUGCCUUGGGAAAUCACACUGAAGGCCUGAAAGCGGUCAUAGGCUUCGUACAGUCCCUCACUGAGUGGAACAAACUCCUGGGUGGUGACAUGGAAAUCAAGGAAGCAAUUUUCGAAGUUUUGGAAACUGGAGCUCAUAUCCCUGGAGCCUCGCCCAUAAUCCGAUUAGUCUAUGCCAGGCUUUGGGCGUUCAUUUGCCGUGUAUUCCAUCGUCCCCGCACCGCACUGGAGGCUUAUCAUCAUGCCAUAUCUUCACUCCCUGUCCUCGCCUCCCUCGACCUCACGCUCGAACAACGCCAGAACGUUCUUGUCCACUCGAAAGAUUUGUCGAAGGAUGCAGUGCAGUGUGCGAUCGAGAAAAACGAACUCGAUACAGCGCUCGUCUUUCUCUCUACCGCGCGGUCUGUGUUUUGGUCUCAAGCUCUACAAUUCCGUGGAUCCCUCGACCGCCUCUACGCUCUCCAUCCUGACCUUGCAUCGGAAUUUCUAUCAGUUACUCGCCAGCUGCAGAUUGCGACCGAGCAACAACCCCGACCGGAGUCCACACCGUCUGGAAGUACCCCGCCACUCCGCCCAUACCUUCUUUCUCAACAAAGGGAUGAAAUCAUCGCAAAGAUCCGGGCCAUGGAAGGUUUUCGAGAUUUCAUGCUCCCCCCUUCCCCUGAUGUCCUCAAGGCCGCAGCCCGCAAAGGACCUAUCGUCUUUUUGAAUGCGAGCGAAUAUGGCUGCCAUGCUCUCAUUCUCAAGGAGGAUGGUACUCUUCACCCGCUUGAGUUACUUGCAGACACGAAGCUGCUGGAGGGCUGGGUGGCCACGGUUCGUCGAGUUCCCGGAAGAUCCGUUCGGAGCGAUGGCGAAGACUAUUUUGAAGACUGUUCCGAAGAACUGGACCGUGCCUGUAGACCAGUCCGCACCAUCAGGGGUCGAACGACGGAUGACGAAUUUAGGGGUGUCCUGGGGGAACUUUGGGCGAACGUAGGGCAACCAGUCAUUUCUGCACUCGGCUUCGAGAAGACCAGCAACCCGCGCAGGAUCUGGUGGUGUCCAACUGGUCUUUUCACAUUCCUUCCCAUCCAUGCUGCCGGCAUCUAUCCUGUUUCUCCUUCCUCGAAUUCCGACUGUCUGUCCGACUAUGUCGUGUCCUCGUAUUGCUCAGCUCCUCAGGACCUCUUGGCACCGUCACCAGGCCCCACUCCCGACUUCAAGAUGCUGGUUGCUAUCGAACCAGACGGACGCCAAUUUGGAGCAGCAAACCUUCCAGCAACCAGGCAGGAAUUGGAGAAGAUCAAAUUACACGUCCCGCAAAAGGACAGUCUGAUUACCCGCAUCGGGUCGGAGGGAGGCUCUGGAAAGUCCAUCCUGGACGACAUCAACGCUGCAUCCAUCGUCCAUUUUGGGUGCCAUGGCAAGCAGAAUCCAUUGAACCCCCUUGAUAGCUCCCUCUUGCUCAGUGAAAGACGCUUAACGAUGUCGUCGCUCAUUCGGGAUUGUCAGACCUCGACGGCAGCGCUUGCCUACCUCAGUGCUUGCGAGACUGCCAUGGGUGAUGACCAACGACCGGAUGAGUCUCUCACUCUGGCAGCCACGAUGCAGUUUGCUGGUUUCCGCAGCGUGGUUGCGACAAUGUGGUCAAUUCACGACCACGAUGCGCCCAUCGUAGCGGACGCAUUCUAUCGCCAUCUCUUCCGGCACGGUACUACGGCCCCACCAGAUAUCACUGACGCGGCGUAUGCGCUGCACCUUGCGACGCAGGAGCUGCGGCAACUUGGAAGGUCAUUCCACCGUUGGGUUCCUUUCGUUCAUCAUGGAAUUUGA
This is a messenger RNA of Coprinopsis cinerea okayama7#130, 3444 nucleotides long. RefSeq lists its product as hypothetical. The coding region runs from base 1 to 3444 and encodes 1147 amino acids. The transcript has 5 exons. Lineage: Eukaryota; Fungi; Basidiomycota; Agaricomycetes; Agaricales; Psathyrellaceae. The record is from RefSeq and is a predicted model, not a curated record. Gene Ontology annotation, molecular function: protein binding.